AUUCGUUAGUUUUUUAUUGGUCGAUUAUAACGUAGUCUCAAACCCAUGGCUACUUCCACCAUGCCUGCUCCGAAAGUCCGUCACACAAAAGCAAGAUGGAGGAUCUCGCAGUCGAAGUAUGCGGCGAAAACGGAGCAUAUUAUAAGGCCUUUGUCACUGAUGUCUUUGACGAUGAGGUUCUGGUAGCCUUUGAAAAUGACUGGCAACCAGAAUCAAAGUUCCCUUUUGCUCAAGUACGUCUACCUCCUAAAGAUGGCCCGAAGCCAGAAUUUGUGGAACAUCAAGAAAUUGAGGUUUUUUCUAGGGCCAAUGACCAAGAGGCGUGUGGGUGGUGGAAAGCCAUCAUACAGAUGAUGAAGGGAGGGUUUCAAGUUGUGGAGUACUUAGGAUGGGAAAACACAUACACAGAAAUUGUCAACAGUGAACGACUUAGGCCGAAAAAUCCCAAUCCACCAAUUGACAAGACCACUUUUCACAAAAUUGAAAUUGAAGUACCUGAAGACCUGCGGGAUUAUUUUUCUUUGCAUCGCAGUGCAAAAAUGGAUAAUGCACAUAAGGAAUUUCAAAAGGCGAUAGAAGCUGCUGUGUGCCGAUACGUGCCUGAUAGGGGAGUAUUGCUGGCCAUCUCCCGUAGUGAAAAUACUCGCCACCAUAGUGCCAUGCUACAGGAGAUGCACUUCCGCAAUUUAUCACAGAAGGUUUUGUUGUUGAAAAGAACAGAAGAGGCAGCACGCCAGUUGGAAUCUACCAAAUUGCAAACCAGUGGGGGCAAAUUUAGAUCUUCAAACUUUAUAUAUCAGCGUGUCUCAAACUUUGAGGCAGGAGUGAGAACAAAUUCAAGAUAUACGGAUGAGUUUAACGUACGGGAAGAUCUAAUGGGACUCGCUAUUGGUGCUCAUGGUGCCAAUAUACAACAGGCAAGAAAAGUUGAUGGAAUAACUAACAUAGAAUUGGAGGAAAACUCUUGUACCUUCAAAAUUUAUGGAGAGACAGAUGAAGCUGUAAAGAAGGCACGUUCUAUGUUGGAAUACAGCGAAGAAUCUAUACAAGUGCCACGUGUUCUUGUAGGAAAGGUCAUUGGAAAAAACGGUCGUAUCAUACAGGAAAUCGUUGACAAAAGUGGUGUGAUAACAUCUGGCUCGAGUGGGAAUGUACAUACUGAUAGAGUGCGGGUUAAAAUUGAGGGUGACAACGAACCCCAGCCUACAAUCCCUCGCGAAGAGGGACAAGUUCCUUUUGUAUUUGUUGGCACUGUUGAAAGCAUAGCAAAUGCCAAGGUCCUCCUAGAAUAUCACUUGGCGCAUCUAAAGGAAGUAGAACAACUCCGACAACAAAAACUAGAAAUAGAUCAGCAGCUACGAAGUAUGCAUGGUUCAACAACCGGACCAAUGCCCAGCUUCACUUCCCAGAGACGAGGUAUGGGAUCAGGGCCGGAGGAAAGUGGAGGUAGCCGUCCUAACAGAGGUGGCCCAUCCCGAGGUCGCGGUAGGGGUAGAGCGCCGACCAGACCUAAUGCUGGAUCUCGUCGUGAUACUUUAGAUGGCAGUGAAGAUCGUAUGAGAGAUUCGUCUAUGAGAGGUGGACACCAAGGUCAAGGUGGAUCGGGAAAUUCAGGAUACACAGGUGGCAGACAAGGACGACCUCCAUCUCAACGCCGAGAUCGUAGAGAUGAUCGUCGCCGAAUGACUGAUGACGAAGAUACUGUUUUAGACAGUCAAGACGUUUCAAGCAUUGAUAGAGAAUCAGUAUCAAGUGUGGAAGGAGGAUCAAGAGGCAUGAGAAGAAGGAAGCCAAGACGUUCUCGGCAGCGCAGCACUACUCCAGCAAAUAAUCAUAAAGGCACCAACGCUGGGCCAAGUGAUCAGUCAACUUUGACAAGUAAAGAGGGAACUCCAGCUAACGAUGUGACUGUAUCUAACUCAAACUCCCAGGGGCCUAAAAGCCACAGAGAAACCCGACCUCGUCAUCCGCGCAUUGCUCCGAACAAUAAGCCAAAAGAGGCUCUGGUUAAUGGUACUAGUGGCUAAGCUAUCUUUAAUAUUUUGAAGCAGCUUGUAUCUGAAGAGAGCUAACAACACCAGUACAUUACAUGAUUCAUACACCCAAAAGGACUACAUGAUUACGAAAGACGACGUGAUUAAUCUAUGCUCGUUGUUAAGACUGUUUGCUACCGAUAACAAUAUGGUGACUUAUUUAGAAGAAAUGUCAUUAUCCUUAUGAGAAUUUACGGAUACUCAUUAAUAUCCAUGCAUGGUUUAGUUUAAAGAUAGUUGACGGAAAAGGAAACGAGUCGGGGGGCGGGAGGGGACACAGAAAGGAAAAUACUAUCAUAUUUAUUAUCUGGGCACUCUCAUCGUUGAAAGAGAAGAGAUGCAAAGAAGAAUUAAUGAUCUUGAAGCUGUGCCUCAUUUUGAUAUGUCAAAAUACCACACGGACGUACUAUACAGUAGUACUCUCACGUAUUUACCAAUUCUUCAGUUCCAUCAGAAUUGGCUUCUUAUGAAGUUUCUAAUUGAUCAUUAAUCAUCCAUAGCGUAACAUAUUUAUUCGAAAAUUAUCAUUACCAGUUCACAUUACAAUUGAUAAUGCGUUGAUUCGAUACUUCGUUACUUAUUGUGCCACAUGAAAUUCGGCACUGCCGUUUUAUAAUUAAGGUAUAAUAUACUUGUUUUUCUCACUGCUAUUAUUACAGACAACUUUUUCAUUUGUGGUUACCUCACUGCACCUUUAAUAUUUUCAAACUCAAUUAAAUAUUUUCAAUUCGAGUUCACUACAGAUCAUUUCAUCAUCGUCUAUAUUAAGUGAAUUUCUUUUCUUUAAACAGAACAUUGUUACGUGAGGUAUUACUCUUUUAAAAAUUCAAUUACUUGCUUGUCUAUUAUCCUUGAUAAUUAAAAUAGGUAAGUGGAACGUGGAAACCCUAAAGUCACGAAUUAUCGGCAAACACACGUUGAAAUAAAAUAAUCUCACUAUCCAUCCUUCUUAAAGAAAUGGCGAAUGAAUCACUUCUAUUUUGCGUUCAAUUUUGAAAUUACUUCAGGAGGUAAAUGUAAAGUGUUUGACCUAAUUAUUAUGUCCUGACUUUUUACCAUUUCUAAUACAAUUAAACCAUAGUUUGGUAGAGUAAAGUUUAAUGUUUCAUUAAAGUCAAUAAAAUAUUCAAAUUCAUGUUUGAAAGUUUUUAUCUGGCUUUACUCUUACGCUAUGCUUGUUUUUUAUUAUCUGCAAAUGAACUAAUGUAUUUGUGAAAAUUCAAAGGACUUCGAGGUAAAUUUCAGAAGAAGACUUAAAUCGUGCUUUCCGUUUUAAACGUGAGAUAUCGUGAAAUAUGGCCAAAUGAAAAUAAUUUUAUGACCAUGCAGAUACAGGUUCUUUUUUUUUAUAUUGAAAGUAUGAGUUUCGAAGAUAUCGGCUGACAUUGACAUGACAAUUGAUAGAUCGUCUUCAUCACGAAAAACACGAUGAUGGUCUCACCUAUGGAUAGAGAACGGCUUUAGAAUUAUUGAACUGACCACAAAAUAAGGAUGAAUAUUUUGAAAAUUUCAUCGUUACAAUUGCGAGUUUUUUGUGAGUUUAUUAAUUCGAGUAAAGCCGCCCUCAUUCCAUUCUAAAUUAUGCUGUCGCCUGGAGCAAUUUACUUGCAAGUUCACUUUAUUACCAUAUCUUGAAAUCGUUUUUUCAAUUCUGAAAUAAAUUUUGAGGAUAAAUGAAAUAAUUAUUCUAGACAUCAUAUGUGAAAGUCCGCACAAUUUAGCUCCAAUCAAUGAAGUUAUAACGAAUCAGGCCACUAUUGUUUUAUUCUGAACAACGGGUGACAGCGAUGUAUUUAUUCCGAUACAGCUUUGUUCCCAAUGAUAUCCAGUUUAUUUUUUUCUAAGAAUGUUUUGUUUGUUUUACAAUUGUCAGAAUAGUUACUUAACAAUACUAGAUUUUUAUGUUUCAACGCUGAGUGCUGAAUAAUGUCUUGAGGAAUGCUGAAACAGCUUGAUCGGUUUACAAAAAAAAAACAAGAAUGAUAACAUUAAUAAUAGAAAUGAAAAAGAAGAAGAAAAAAACCAGUGUGCACAAAAAAGUUGGUUUUAUUUCCCUUUACACGUAAUAAUUUAGUCUCUUAUUUUUACUACAUACAUAUAAGCAUAUUAUAUCAAAUAGAAUUCGGUACACAGUUCGUUUCUGCAUUGUUUCACAUGAUUUAACACAGAAAGUAAGCAUAUACUUAGGUAAUAUCUAUGUAUGACAUGCGAAAGGAGAAGGAAAAAUGAUUAUGAUACGUGUUUUAUAAUAUCUAGCUGAAGUGCAGACUUAGCGCAUACUUUUAUUACUAUAAUACUACUUAGUCAAAAUGUGGAUGUCUGAACAGAUAAGCUAGCUUUAUUAUACUAAGCUAUGAUACAGAUAUGGCCAGCCGUUACGAAUUGAGUAUCAAUUUAGAACAGUUGUCCAACUUCUUCCGGAUAUGACAACAACUAAUCGGACGUGUCUCAUGGAUUUUGCAAAAAAAUAAAUAAGAAAAAAAACAUAAAAAUAAAAGUAAAUGAAAGCACGGCGAUCUGAUGCAGCAGAUUAAAACUGAACGAAAGAGCUACCAUAAUAUCCGACUGCCGUUACGGUAGCCAGAACAUCUUGAAAAACUGAGAUAUCCCCCAACUUGCUUGUUUCAGAUAAAUUUGUAUUGAUUGCAAUUUGUGCAUAAUUUAAGAAUAAAACAUUUCUGUACAUAA
Athalia rosae (coleseed sawfly) is the source of this 4721-nucleotide messenger RNA. RefSeq names its product synaptic functional regulator FMR1 (gene Fmr1). Lineage: Eukaryota; Metazoa; Arthropoda; Insecta; Hymenoptera; Athaliidae. Gene Ontology annotation, biological process: regulation of dendrite morphogenesis; anterograde axonal transport; central nervous system development. Gene Ontology annotation, molecular function: protein homodimerization activity; translation regulator activity; mRNA 3'-UTR binding. Bases 96 to 2027 code for a protein of 643 amino acids. The transcript is spliced from 15 exons. Gene Ontology annotation, cellular component: dendritic spine; membrane; neuronal cell body. The record is from RefSeq and is a predicted model, not a curated record.